UCUCUCAAGUCCCAACCUUUCCUGUUAUGUUCUCUCAUCGCAUUUGAACUUCGCUUCCUUCUUCUCCUUCUUCGUAUCUUCCUUCUUUCCCAUCGAUUCUUCAUCUCUUUCUCUGACGUGCAUUUCGUCCGCUAUGGGAAAUCUCUGUGCCCUGCUUGCUAAAGAGCCUGCCAAGAAGAAGCCCACAAAGCGUCAAUCUCAUGCGCCGUCACAUUCGAAUUUCAGCAAACGAUGGAGCGCAACGCGUUCUUCGCGUAAGGAGAAGCUUGACCUUGAUGAUGCUAUGAUUCACGAGCAAGCUUUGGCCGCUGCUAUCCUCUUAAAGCAGCAUCAGCAGAAUGGUACUCUGCCCUCCUUUGAUCGCUCCACUUCUCUUCGGCAUCCGAAUGCUGGCUCCAAGAAGGUUACUUUGCCACGGAGUUCGAGUUCGAGGGCUCGGUCUCUUACUGAUCCUUUGCUACAGCCUCAUCAACUUGUUCAUCAGGGUAUCAAGCUUGAUGAUCUUGAGACCAAUCAUUUUGUCCUUGUCCAUGGAGGUGGCUUUGGUGCAUGGUGUUGGUACAAAACUAUAGCACUUCUAGGAGAAGGCGGUUUUAAAGUGACUGCCAUUGACUUAACUGGUUCUGGAGUUCAUUCAUAUGAUACAAACAAGAUUACGUGUCUAUCACAAUAUGUGAAACCACUUACAGAUAUUUUCAAAAAUCUUGCUGAAGGAGAGAAGGUGAUCUUGGUUGGGCAUGAUAUUGGUGGGGCAUGCAUAUCAUAUGCAAUGGAGCUGUUUCCUCUUAAGAUUUCCAAAGCAGUCUUUCUUGCUGCAGCAAUGCCGACUAGUGGACAAAGUACUUUUGAUGCCUUCUCUCAACAGGUAGGGUCAAAUGAUCUCAUGCGACAGGCUCAGGUUUUUUUGUAUGCAAAUGGGAGUGAUCACGCUCCUACUUCUAUAGACCUAGACAGGUCAUUAUUGAAAGAUUUGCUAUUCAAUCGAAGUCCAUCUAAAGAUGUUGCAUUAGCAUCUGUCUCAAUGAGGCCAAUACCAUUUGCCCCUGUUCUAGAAAAGCUUUCACUUUCUGACCCAAAAUAUGGAUCUGUGAGGCGUUUUUACAUCGAAACACCUGAUGACAAUGCCAUGUCGAUUACACUUCAGAAGAACAUGAUAAAUGCGAAUUCCCCUGAAAAGGUCCUCCGCUUGAAAGGUGCUGAUCAUGCUCCCUUUUUCUCAAAGCCUCAAGCCUUGCACAAUUUACUGGUAGAGAUAUCACAGAUCAGGUGAGAACAUUUUCUUCUUAUGUUUCCUCUGAAGGUCAUCACAUCAGCACCAAAGGCUCUUCUAAUGUGAUGAAUGAGACAUGCAGCAGGUAUCAUUUCUUGAUGAAGCCGCAUUAUCAGAAAAUGACUUUUGGGUUAUAACUCUUGUAUGUGUGCAAGUCGCAGGUUUUCCUCCUCCGUUUUCUUUAUUGAAUUUUAAGUUGCGAAAAAAGUGCUAGCAGAACCUGUUUUUAAUUGGUAAUAUUUGUAACAAUUCUUUUGUUACAAGUAUUAUUACUAGUUCAAAGUGUUAUGGUUUGUGUGUGGUGUGAGUUACAAGUUAUAUCCAGUUAAAUAAUCAAAAGCUUGUAACUCACCCGCUAAUAUGUCAACUCCUUAAUAACUAGACCUUUGUAAAAGUGUUGUUUUUAAUCAUGUAGAGGCACUUGUAUAGGAACUAGGAAGAGGGAAAAGUUACUGGGAAUGGGAACGUCAAAUGUGUUUACAUUCUUCUGAUGUUCUAAAUAAUACUGCCGAUUGCAGAAUGUGUAAUUUUUGUGGACCACCGAAGAGUCCAAUUUGAAGUUGAGCCCUUUUGUUCUUA
Molecule: messenger RNA, 1849 nt
Organism: Prosopis cineraria
Lineage: Eukaryota; Viridiplantae; Streptophyta; Magnoliopsida; Fabales; Fabaceae
Product: putative methylesterase 11, chloroplastic
Exons: 5
Coding region: 134-1270 (378 amino acids)
Molecular function (GO): methyl jasmonate esterase activity; methyl indole-3-acetate esterase activity
Source: RefSeq, a predicted model, not a curated record